AUGCAGCGCCGGUGGCAAUCGUCCGGCUCCGGCUCCGGCGGCGUCGACCCCAGAAUGACGGAGAACGAAUUUGUUUCGGAAGACACCACCGGCCUUCAGUCGGAGCUCGUGCAGGAGCUGGAAGGCGAGGGCAACUUAUCGAUGGACGCCGCCAUGUCCCAGCCGCUCGCGAAGGCGGACCUGCAAACACCGACGGCGCGCAUUCGUCUUGAGAAGAUUGAGCGUCCACCGGGCCGCUUCGACAUACUGACCAACUCGCUUGUGUACCGUUGGCUGACGACGGCUGCGCAGGCACGGAAGGUGUCGGGGCCGAUGCGAGAGUGGGCGUCCGAGCUGAAGUACAGAACCGGCGUGCACGUGGAGGUGGAGCCGACCUUCCCGGAUCGACUCGUCGUGCCAGAGACGGAGGGCGGCUACGCGAACGCGGACGAGGUGGAGCUGACGGUGUAUUUGUUUGGCAGCGAGCGCGGUAUCUUCAAUUGUCGGCAGUUGAUGGAAGCGGCGCUCGAUCAAGAUCCCGCCUACGUACGCCUGGGCGUCUUCCGUCGUAAGCCCGGCAAGACUGCAAGCGUGAAUAGCAGCGGCAGCGCGAGCAGCAGCAGCGGUGGUGGUGGUGUGACCAUCAACCGGAAUGAGGAUAUCGAGUGGCUGAUGCUGCGCCGCAUCAACCGCGACCUUCGCCCGCCGGACAUCCCGCCUAUCUCGCUCAAGCUACCGGGCAAGUGGACGCUGCUGUUUGAGCACUACAGGGAGGCCGCCGUGCGGACUCUUUGGGAGGAGACCGGCAUCACGGUGGACCCGAACACUGUCUAUCCAACGGCGUGUCUCAACCAGAGCAACCCUACCUUCUACUGGCGUGUCCCGGUGCACUACUUCGUGGCGGAAGUGCCGUACGAGGUGGAGGUGCUGGGUCCGCAGGUGGGGCUCAACACGUACAUGCACCACUGGGAUGCACAGCUGCUCCGGCAGUCGCCGGACCCCAUUGACCGCGCCUGGGCGCAGUUGGCCAACCCCGAGACGGGCUGUGCGUGGAUGAAGGUGCCGAUGAUCAACGAGCUGCAGCGACCGCUGCGCGGCGAGGACUACAUGGCGACCCGCUACACGCCUCCGCCGUACUCUGGGCUGAAUAGCGUCUUGGGCUUCGCGGUGCCUGCGUCGGAGGUCGCCGCUGCUGCUGGCGGUGCCGCAGGUGGUGCCGAUGCUGAAGGGGCGGCAUCCACAACUGCGGCGACGGAGGAAGUACAGGAAGAAAAACCAACAGCCGACGCCACCCCCACGGAGACGCCACAGUCCGAGCCCACUCCUUCUUCGUAA
Molecule: messenger RNA, 1314 nt
Organism: Leptomonas pyrrhocoris
Lineage: Eukaryota; Euglenozoa; Kinetoplastea; Trypanosomatida; Trypanosomatidae
Product: putative mitochondrial mitochondrial RNA binding complex 1 subunit,NUDIX hydrolase, conserved
Exons: 1
Coding region: 1-1314 (437 amino acids)
Source: RefSeq, a predicted model, not a curated record